Messenger RNA from Hypomesus transpacificus, 2831 nucleotides. RefSeq names its product neuronal calcium sensor 1a (gene ncs1a). Lineage: Eukaryota; Metazoa; Chordata; Actinopteri; Osmeriformes; Osmeridae. The record is from RefSeq and is a predicted model, not a curated record. The transcript is spliced from 9 exons. The coding region runs from base 374 to 946 and encodes 190 amino acids. Gene Ontology annotation, molecular function: calcium ion binding; calcium sensitive guanylate cyclase activator activity.
CAGGAAACAUUCUCUUUGUGCCAGCCCAAUCCCUCCAUUUGUCCCUAGCCUGACGCUGGAAAAUCUUCAGGGCAUGAGAGAUAUCACUGGGCCUAAACCCCCCCCCCCCCCCCAAAAAGCAUCUCUGUUCUCUAUAGGGAGUUUCAGGUCCUGCAGCGGUGGUGGCAAAGCAGGAUCACAGGAAGCAGGAGGGACACAACAGAGUGGGUGACAGCCCCCUCUCUUUCUCUCCCCAGACAGCCUUGCUUAUCGCUUGCUCGCUGCAGUCUUUCUACCCAAGGAGGGGCCGGUCCUGCUAUAAUGAGUGCUAAAACAUCUCAAGUGUUUUGAGGGUUGUGGCGGAAGCUUAUACCACCGUGGCUACUUGGGAGCCAUGGGGAAGUCUAACAGCAAACUCAAGCCUGAGGUUGUGGAGGAACUGACCAGGAAGACCUACUUCACUGAAAAAGAGGUACAACAAUGGUAUAAAGGCUUCAUCAAAGACUGCCCCAGUGGUCAGCUAGACUCAGCUGGCUUCCAAAAGAUUUAUAAACAAUUCUUCCCCUUUGGUGACCCAACCAAGUUUGCCACCUUUGUCUUCAAUGUCUUUGAUGAGAAUAAGGAUGGGCGUAUUGAAUUCUCAGAAUUCAUUCAGGCACUGUCAGUUACUUCCAGGGGCACACUGGAUGAAAAACUACGAUGGGCCUUCAAGCUUUACGAUCUGGACAAUGAUGGCUACAUAACGCGAGACGAGAUGCUGAACAUUGUAGAUGCAAUCUACCAAAUGGUGGGAAACACAGUGGAGUUGCCAGAGGAGGAAAACACACCUGAGAAAAGAGUGGACCGUAUCUUUGCAUUAAUGGACAAGAAUGCAGAUGGUAUGCUGACUCUGCAGGAAUUCCAGGAAGGCUCCAAAGCAGACCCCUCCAUUGUCCAAGCACUAUCGCUGUAUGACGGGCUUGUGUAGCAUAACAUGCCCUUGGUUCUCCACACUUGUGGACUGUUAAAUAUGCUCCUUGUCAUCUGAAAGGGACAGAUCUGUUGUCUGUUCUGCCCUCUUUCUGCCCAUCUUGCCCUUCUCAGCUACUUAGAGAGCAUAUGAACAUGGACUCAGUAUAACUGAAGUAGUGUGGAUCUUGGUCGAUAAUCAUUCAAGACCACGGCUUCUAUAUAAACAUCAUGGGGGGAAUAUCCAGUGACAUUAAUAUUCCUGCUUGAGAAUUGUUUUAAUUUACAAGGAAGAAAGCAGGGAUCCAAACUGAAUGUCACUGGAGAGUUGACAAAAACGCAGCUUAUGAACUAUGUUUUUCUAUCUAUUUAUUUUGUUAAUGAGUGUCAGUAUGCCAAUACAAGGAGCAGGCAACUGAAGCACAUUGCUGCUGAGUACAAAAUGAUGCACCCACUGUCAUUGGAUGCUUAGGAAAUACACACUUAUUUGAUGUGAUUAUGGCGUUUAAUGUUUUAUAAAGUAAUGCCUUUAAUGUUUUUUUUGCACAAAGUACAAUUUCGUUGAUUUUAAAACCAAUGAAGACAUUUGAAUGGCUGCUGCUGUAACUUUUUGUACAGGUAUUCUGUAUGUUAAAGGCAGGGUAGGUACGUUUUGCCAAACCAGCUAUUUUGGUUUGAGUUUGAAAGUAUCCAACCCAAAAUAUUCCACCCUCUCUCUUCAAAGCCACUCCCCUAAAACACAAACACGCUGCCUGACUUCUGCAUUGAUACACAGGCAGAGAGCAUGCAGGUAGAUAGGUUCAAAGGUAAGUAGCCUGUUCAGUCCAAUCAUUGCAUUUGUUCCAAAGCAAUGAUUCUUAGUUUAUUACAGUCCUGCGACAGCCACUGUUAGCAGAUUUAUUUUAUUUUACAGUCAGAGCAUUUGAUGUAUUGAUUGCUAUCAGGAUGUCAAGUUUAUUUCAGCAAAUGACACAAAGUGCUUCUCAAAAACAUUACCUACCUUGCCUUAAAGAAGUAGUUGAUUUAUUUAUUGUAAUGUACAAAAGUCAUGUUGACAAUCUAAGCAAAUCUUCAAGGAUAGCACUGGUAUUAUACUACUGUUCUGCAAACACACUACAAUCUGCGCUGAUAUUGCACACUGUAUAACACCCUAUGCUCCAGACUGAUUUAUCAUGAAGAGAGAAAAAAAAAUCUGUUGUCAGUUUCACUGUGUCAGUUCCUGUAAGUGUGUGAAUUUGGGAUGAUGGAUAAAAAAAAUUAGGUUAAGGGUUACCGGUGUCUUACUAAGGCAUAUCAUUUUCACAGUGUGAGGUGGGGUAAGACCCAAAUGCACGAGAGUACGCAGCCAUUUCGAAAACAAAGGGUUUAUUACCGGAAAAAGACAGGAACACAGAAAGGGUACUCACAUGACACAGGUCAUAAGGACAAGACAAAGACUGGACACAAAACAGGAACCUAAAUACAGAACCAAAUGGCACACAGGUGGACACAAUGACGCUAAUGAGAACGAGACACAGGUGAAGACAAUGACAGGGAAACACUAGGGCAGGGCAAAAUCAAAAACAACAGGGGGACACGGCUGUGGCCGUGACACUCAUGGCUUAGUUUCUCCUAUUGUAUUAAAUGGCGUAUAGCCACACACAGAGAAUCUAAGGGGUGUAUUUUUCUUGUUUUUAGAUGUGUUAUAACAUUUGACUGAUUUUAUCAACAUCAUUAUUUGCACCUUCCAUAGAAUGUCUGUAAUUAUCUCAGAAGGCACCUGGGGUGGCCCAGCAUCUGGCAUGCCCUAUGUCUGAAGGGAUCAUUGUAACCUGUUAUAUUGGUUGACUGAAAUGUAUCAAAUGUAUUUAGUCACCAUGGUUUAUUAUUUUAUUGAUUGUUUUAAUAAACAAAAGUGGACUGGA